UAUUUGCCUCUUUUUGCGCCUUCUUUCUUUCUAUUUCCCUUGUCUUCGUUAUUUCUAGUCGCGGCGAUGGCGGGAGCGAGGGAGAAGAACAUGUACAUGGCGAAGCUCGCCGAGAAGGCGAAUCGGUACGACGAGAUGGUGGAGUUCUUGGAGAAGGUGGCGGCGGCGGCGGUGGCGGCGGAGGGGAAGGAGCUUACCCUGGAGGAGCGCGACCUCCUCUUGGUGGCCUACAGGACGAUCGUCAACGACCGCCGGAAGUCCCGGCAGAUUGUGUCGUCGACCGAGCAGGAGGAGAGCCGCGGCAACGAGGACUACGCCGCGGACAUCCGAGACUUGCGUGCCAAGAUCGAGGACGACCUCACUAGCAGAUGCGCCGGGAUUCUCAGGCUGCUAGACGCAAGUCUCAUUCCUUCCGCUUCCGCCGCCCACUCCAAGGUAUUCUACAACAAGAUGAAGGGCGACUUCCACCGCUAUCUCGCAGAGUUCAAGACCGGCUCCGAAAGGGAGGACGCUGCGAAGAGUGCUCUCGCCGCCUACAACUCUGCACAGGAUAUUGCGAUGGCGGAGCUGGCAUGGUCGCACCCGAUCCGGUUGAAUUUGUGUCUUGGCUUCUCGGUGUUUUACUACAGGAUCUUGGACUCCCCGGGCCAGGCAUGCACUCUCGCGAAACAGGUAAUCUUAGAUUUGAUUUGA
Molecule: messenger RNA, 693 nt
Organism: Elaeis guineensis (African oil palm)
Lineage: Eukaryota; Viridiplantae; Streptophyta; Magnoliopsida; Arecales; Arecaceae
Source: RefSeq, a predicted model, not a curated record